ACAGUCAUGUGCGGUACGCGAAAACAGCAGCUGUUAUGUGACACCUGUUGAAAAUAAAUUUGAAGUAUUUCCGACCUUUCCUCUUCCGUCUCUCUCAGUUCCUAUCUAACACAGUUUGUAACGGAUUACUGAUGUGAAGUGAUUACAAUGUCAAGAAAGAUUUACACGAAAUUUCUACCAAUUGUCCAACGUUGCAGACUGAUAACGGGAUUCAAUUUCGACAGUACGGUGAAGCGCAAGUAUGGAAAGUCAUGCUCCUUGUACAACAAUGCGAACGGCACAUUGCCCGUGCACGAAGAACUGCAGGGAAUUUUCAAAUUUAGAAACACUAAAGUCAGCAACUGGAUCAUAGAGAACAAGGCACGCACUCUAUGUAUCCGGUAUAUCGAAAGUAACAAGGAAGAUCGUCGACAGAUCUUGCAUACAUUGGCUGUACAAUAUUCUGUCCAACAUGAUAACAUAUGUCAGGUAGCCAGGAAGUUAAUCUGCACCAAGCCUGAGAAUGAAAGACAAAUGAUUACCUAUGAAAGAACUUUGAAAGAUAUUCUCACACCAGCUUAUCACUGGUUGUUUGUUAUCAUAGGAAGAUUAGAGCAUGGUGUGAAGUUCUUAGUUGACCUGAGAACUGAUGUUUUGGAACUAAUGGCAGAAGUAAGCAAUGCAGAUGAAAGUAUAAUAAUACAGCAAUUAAAUCAUACCCUGCGAGAUUUGUUUCUACUUUGGUUUUCAGUAGGUUUCUUGCAUAUGGAACGAAUAACAUGGGAGAGCUCGUGCGACAUAUUGCAGAAGGUAUCAGAUUAUGAGGCUAUACAUCCUAUGAAAAAUUGGUUGGAUUUAAAACGCAGAGUUGGACCAUACAGAAGAUGUUACAUAUUUACACAUCCAUCCAUGCCGAGAGAACCGAUCGUUAUGUUACACACAGCAUUAUGCGACAUUAUUCCAGAUAGUGUGAAAGGUAUCGAAGAAGCCGAAACUAGAAUCUUGGGAAACGCGAAAAAACGUGUAACUUUUCUGGAAGAAGACAAAACUAAAAUAAAAGCUGCAAUAUUCUAUUCCAUAGCGUCUACUCAGAAAGGAUUGCAGGGCAUUGAACUUGGUAAUUACCUCAUAAAAGAAGUAGUCAAUGAAAUCACAACUGAAUUUCCAGUCAUACAGUUAUUAUCCAGCUUAUCACCGAUACCUAACUUCAGAGCUUGGUUACUCGAAAAAUUAAAGCAAGAUACGAAAUAUAUAUUCACCAUGCAAGAAUACGAAAUCAUGAAAGAUACUUUAAAAACAGAAGAUGUAGUAUCAGCUCUAAAAAACAUUCUAGGAACAUCAUUAUGGACGAGCAAUAAGGAAUUGUCAACAUUUUUAAAGGAACCACUACUUCGAGCAUGUGCCUGGUAUUUAUAUAAGGAAAAAAGACGCGGCUAUGCCUUAAAUAAUGUCGCAAAUUUCCAUUUACGUAACGGAGCUGUGAUGUGGAGGAUAAACUGGUUAGCCGAUCCUUCACCGCGCGGAGUAGCUAAUAGUUGCGGCAUAAUGGUCAAUUACAGAUAUUUCUUAGAUGAAUGUGAGAAAAACAGCCGGAAUUAUAUUGAACACUUUGUUAUAAAUGCUUCGGAAAGUGUAAUUAAUCUGGCCACGCAAGCGGAUAAAUUAAGAGCUGUGCGAUGACGUGUGCCAUGAAAAAUUAU
Messenger RNA from Dinoponera quadriceps, 1679 nucleotides. Its product is annotated as malonyl-CoA decarboxylase, mitochondrial-like. Gene Ontology annotation, cellular component: peroxisomal matrix; mitochondrial matrix. Gene Ontology annotation, biological process: fatty acid biosynthetic process; acetyl-CoA biosynthetic process; positive regulation of fatty acid oxidation. Gene Ontology annotation, molecular function: malonyl-CoA decarboxylase activity. The record is from RefSeq and is a predicted model, not a curated record. NCBI's taxonomy places the organism in Eukaryota, Metazoa, Arthropoda, Insecta, Hymenoptera, Formicidae. The transcript is spliced from 10 exons. The coding region runs from base 148 to 1659 and encodes 503 amino acids.